AAUGAAGGAAGUGUGUUGGGGGUGUAAACUGUGUAAGGGGUUCCAAAUAUAACCGCCUCAGCAGCAAUUGAUGAAAAUCAGGCUGAUCGAAUUAGCUACUUUUACUUCCUCUCACUCUCAGCGCAGUCGCAGUCGCAAGCGAUUUCCGAUACAGAGAAUCUCGCUUCUUCUACAAUGGACUCCAAUCCCUUUCUCGAUGGCAACAUUCACAAUAUUCUCGACUCUCGAUUCCUUCACACUCGUCCUGAUGUUAAUCAGAGUUUGCAGACACACUCUUCCUUGAUUCGGAGGCUUUCUCAAGAUAAAGAGUUAGAGGGGCAUUUUGGUUGUGUCAAUGCUGUGGCUUGGAAUUCAAACGGUUCAUUAUUGAUAUCCGGAUCAGAUGAUACGCGGAUCAACAUUUGGAGUUAUUCUGGUCAGAAACUACUGCAAUCAAUUGACACCGGACAUUCUGCAAAUAUAUUCUGUACUAAGUUCAUACCAGAAACUUCUGAUGAGCUUGUAGCCUCUGGAGCUGGAGAUGCUGAAGUUCGGUUAUUCAAUAGGUCUCGCUUAAGUGGGAGUGGAUUUAAUGAUAAUGCCAUUGCUCCAUCAGCACUUUACCAAUGCCACACUCGUAGAGUCAAGAAAUUGGCUGUUGAAAAUGGAAACCCCAAUGUGGUAUGGAGUGCUAGUGAGGAUGGAACCUUAAGACAACAUGAUUUUCGGGAAGGUACCUCUUGUCCUCUGGCAGGAUCUUCACACCAAGAAUGUCACAAUGUUCUACUUGAUUUACGGAAUGGAGCUAAACGGUCCCUUGGCGAUCCUCCUAAACAAGUCCUUGCUUUAAAAUCUUGUGACAUUAGUUCAGCUAGACCUCAUUUGCUCCUUGUUGGUGGGAGUGAUGCCUUUGCACGUCUGUAUGAUAGAAGGAUGCUACCACCUUUAAGCUCCUGUGGGAAAAGAAUGCCUCCACCUCCUUGUGUUAAUUAUUUCUGUCCAAUGCAUCUUUCUGAUCGUGGACAUCCAAGCUUGCACUUAACUCAUGUUGCGUUUAGUCCUGAUGGAUGCGAAGUUCUCCUCAGCUAUAGUGGAGAGCAUGUUUACUUGAUGAAUGUAAAUCAUGCUGGAGUGAAUGAGAUGCAAUAUACUUCAGGAGAUGUUUCAAAGCUGACGACUUACUCUCCAAUAGUUAAUGGGGCAGAAUUGCAGCCUUUUGUGUCUAAUGUCUUCCCAAAUGGUUUUCCUACUAAAAAGAACAUUGCUGCAAAGCUUGACAAGUGUAGGAAACUAAUAAAAUAUGCUAAGAAGUCAUUGGAGGAGGGGACACCCUAUUAUGGAAUUGAGGCAUGCAAUGAAGUUUUGAAUGGCUACAAUCAUAUUAUUGGGCCUGCACUAAAACAUGAAUGCUUGUGUACACGUGCUGCACUAUUGCUCAAGAGGAAGUGGAAAAACGAUGCUCAUAUGGCUACAAGGGACUGCCAUGCUGCUAGGAAAAUCGAUAAAUCUGCAUAUAAACCACUUUACUACAUGUCAGAAGCAUUGUCUCAGUUGGGUAGACACAAAGAAGCUUUGGAAUUCGCUGUUGCUUCCCACUCGCUGGCCCCAUCCAAAGCUGAAGUUGCUGAAAGAGUGGCAAAUGUGAAGAAGGAUAUUGUUUUAGCUGAAACUGAGAAAAAUAGUAAGACAAAUAAUGUAGCGUCAAGGAUUGACGGAAGAGGUGGAAGAAUAUUAUCAUUAAGUGACAUACUCUACCGAUCAGAGGCUAAUAGUGAUUCUUCACAAGAUGAUCAGAGAUCUGAGAGGGAUGAUUCUGAUUACGAUGAGGAAUUGGAGUUGGACUUUGAAACAUCGGUAUCUGGCGACGAAGGACAUGAUUCUGAUUCAAAUAUUCUUCAUGAGAGUUUGAAUCUUAGAAUUCAUCGCAGAGGCGACUCGAGAGAAAAUGUUGGUGCAAGUGGAUCGUGCGAAUCACCCUCAUCGUCAUCAUCACAGAAUGGCAGAGCAUCAUAUCAGCCUGAAGCAGCUAUUGACAUGAAGCAGAGAUUUAUUGGUCACUGCAAUGUGGGGACUGAUAUAAAACAGGCCAGCUUUCUAGGUCAAAGAGGUGAAUAUGUUGCCAGCGGAAGUGAUGAUGGAAGAUGGUUUAUUUGGGAAAAGCGAACUGGUAGACUCAUGAAAAUGCUGAACGGCGAUGAAUCUGUUGUAAAUUGCAUACAAUGUCAUCCAUUUGAUUUUGUUGUGGCAACCAGUGGUAUUGAUAGCACAAUAAAGAUAUGGACUCCAAGCGCUCCUGUUCCGUCUUCUGUAGCUGGUGGUUCUGCAGGACCAGAAACUGGUGAUGUGUUGGAUGCUAUGGAGAACAAUCAACAAAAGUUAUCCCGUAAUCGGGAUUCACUCCUGCCCUUUGAGCUCUUAGAACCAUUUAGAAUGCAUGAGUUUCCUGAAGGAUCACUACGCUUGCGCCCUUUUGAAUGUGCCCAAAGCUAAAGAUUCGCUGAUUUUCACCUACUGGUGCUAUGUUCCGCGGUACUUGUGAACCUGGACUGAGAUGAUCUAGAUGGGAGGCCAUUGUUGGUGAUAGGAGCUUUGACCAUGGGAGACAUUUUGAAGAGAAUAAGUUGAAACAUGAAAGUAAAUUAUGGAGUAUUAUCUGGAAUUUCUUCUUCUAGUAAACAAGUAUUUUCCUGAAUUUAUCUCCUAGAAUAUUGUUGAAUUUUUUGAAAAUAUGUACAAAAUUAACAAUUGCUGUGUUUGCUGAUAUGUGUAUAGUUUUCUAGUGGUCCCUGAAUUAAAAUAAUUGAUUUGAUUGAAUUCAAUUUAUGUGUAUA
Messenger RNA from Cicer arietinum (chickpea), 2810 nucleotides. Its product is annotated as protein ALTERED SEED GERMINATION 2. Lineage: Eukaryota; Viridiplantae; Streptophyta; Magnoliopsida; Fabales; Fabaceae. Gene Ontology annotation, biological process: negative regulation of fatty acid biosynthetic process. Gene Ontology annotation, cellular component: Cul4-RING E3 ubiquitin ligase complex; cytoplasm. Gene Ontology annotation, molecular function: protein binding. The record is from RefSeq and is a predicted model, not a curated record.